GGUUUGUUUUUGUUUGCGUUCAGUAUUAUUACCACCCUCAGAAACGAUGAGCGACCCCGAGCAGGACAUCGCCGGCCGGAAGUCGCCCGCGAGCUCCGAGGGCAGCUCGACCGAUUUGGACGUGACGAGUCCAACGUUCAAACCGCUGCGCGCGUUGUACUCCAACAAGACGCAGAUUCCGGUUCCACACGCGAAACCCCUCGACAAUGUGACCUCUUUCGAGGCCCGGUUCCGAAUGCUGGGCGGGUUCGACGAGCGGUACAGUGACCAGCGCAUUCAGGAGAUCCGAAGGGCGGCUUCCUCCGCCAAAACCGCGACGAUUCCGCAAGGGGAAGCUCCCGUUCGAAGGUUUCUGCCCCACCAAGAAAUGGUGCAGGGCUAUCGGCGAACGCGGUUCCAGCGGAACAUCUACACGAAAAUCGAGAACUUUGAGGGACCCCUGGGGGAAAUGCGCACCUGGAUGAGGGAACGGGUGCGCGUCAAAGUGUACACCCGCAAGGAGAAGGGCGUCCGCGGGUUCGUGACCGGUUUCAUCGAGGUGUUUGACAAACACUGGAACCUGGCCCUGUCGGAUGUGUUCGAGUCGUGGAGGCGGCGUAAGUAUCGCUACUCGGAAAACAAGCGGGCCGGGUUGGGCAAGCCGCAGGACUGCAGCGAGCUGUUGCGAAAGAUGGGCAUUAGCGUGCCGGAGACGGCCGUUAAAUCAGUGGAUCGGAAGUACGUGAUGUGCAGCCGGCGGGUGCCGAAGCUGAUUGUGCGCGGCGAGCAGGUGGUGCUGGUGACGCCGGAAAGUGUGGUGCAGGUUAAGGCGGAGAAGGGCGCGGCGACGGUGGUUGUUAAAAAGGAGAAGGAGAUUACGGUUAAAAUAGAAAAAUCUGAAGACUGAA
Molecule: messenger RNA, 887 nt
Organism: Culex quinquefasciatus (southern house mosquito)
Lineage: Eukaryota; Metazoa; Arthropoda; Insecta; Diptera; Culicidae
Gene: Lsm11
Product: U7 snRNA-associated Sm-like protein LSm11
Exons: 2
Coding region: 47-886 (279 amino acids)
Biological process (GO): mRNA 3'-end processing by stem-loop binding and cleavage
Cellular component (GO): U7 snRNP
Molecular function (GO): U7 snRNA binding
Source: RefSeq, a predicted model, not a curated record